This is a messenger RNA of Larimichthys crocea (large yellow croaker), 2653 nucleotides long. RefSeq names its product cystathionine beta-synthase. Lineage: Eukaryota; Metazoa; Chordata; Actinopteri; Sciaenidae. Gene Ontology annotation, molecular function: cystathionine beta-synthase activity. The coding region runs from base 166 to 1941 and encodes 591 amino acids. The transcript has 15 exons. Gene Ontology annotation, cellular component: cytoplasm. The record is from RefSeq and is a predicted model, not a curated record.
GCCCACGUCCCUCCUUCGCGUUCUCUUCCACGUGCGUCGUCACGAAAACCGUUGGUCCCGGUCGGAAGUCGCUCACUCGGCGGUGUCGGCCUGAAGGAACAGCGGGGUCGUUUUCUGGCUCGUUUUUUAACGUUUAACGGCACUUUUAACCAACCAGGGUAAGCCAUGCCGUCAGUUCCCUCAUCCAAAGAGGCGCCCGCCAAAGGCUCUGUGUGCCCCCACGCUGCCAAGCUGCUCAACCACACCAACGGCGACGCCAAAGUCCGAGAGGGUUCGUCGUUCCCGCUGAACGGGCUUGACAAGCUGCCUGCGAUGGAGGACGCCGACGAGGGCAACAGAACCAUUCAGAUCAACAGAAAGAGCACCAGUCCUGACAGGAAAUGGAUUCGGCCUGACCUUCCCAGCCGCUGCAAAUGGAGCCUGGAAGCCUCGAAAUCUGACUCCCCUCACUCGCAGAUUCCAAGAACCGCCGCUCCGACCAUUCUUCCAAACAUCCUGCACAGGAUCGGCGACACUCCCCUGGUGCGCAUCAACAAGAUACCCAAAGUGUUUGGACUCAAAUGUGAAAUACUGGCCAAGUGUGAGUUCUUCAAUGCCGGCGGCAGUGUCAAGGACAGGAUCAGCCUGCGGAUGGUGGAGGACGCCGAGAGAGACGGCAUCCUCAAACCUGGCGACACGAUCAUCGAGCCCACCUCUGGAAACACCGGUAUUGGUUUGGCUCUGGCUGCAGCUGUGAAAGGUUACCGCUGCAUCAUCGUCAUGCCUGAGAAAAUGAGCAUGGAGAAGGUGGACGUCUUGAGAGCCCUCGGAGCCGAGAUCGUCCGCACGCCCACCAGCGCUCGCUUCGACUCGCCGGAGUCUCACGUGGGCGUCGCCUGGCGCCUUAAAAACGAGAUCCCCAACUCUCACAUCCUGGACCAGUACCGUAACCCGAGCAACCCCCUGGCUCACUACGACACCACCGCUGAAGAGAUCCUGGAGCAGUGCGAUGGUAAGGUGGACAUGCUGGUGGCGGGCGCAGGCACAGGCGGGACGAUCACAGGCAUCGCCCGCAAACUGAAGGAAAGAUGCCCCAACAUCAAAAUCGUUGGCGUUGACCCAGAAGGCUCCAUCUUAGCUGAGCCCGAUGAGCUUAACAAGACCGAUAAGACCCAGUACGAGGUGGAGGGCAUCGGGUACGACUUCAUCCCCACUGUGCUCGACAGAUCAGUAAUCGACACCUGGUACAAGUCGGUCGACGAGGAGUCCUUCAACAUGUCUCGUAUGCUGAUCAGAGAGGAGGGCCUGCUGUGCGGAGGCAGCUCCGGGACGGCCAUGGCGGCGGCGGUGAACGUUGCCAAAGAGCUGAAGGAGGGCCAGCGCUGCGUGGUCAUCCUGCCAGACUCCAUCCGCAACUACAUGUCCAAGUUCCUGAGUGACAAGUGGAUGGUCCAGAAGGGCUUCCUGAGCGAGGAGGACCUCAUGGUGAAAAAACCAUGGUGGUGGAACCUGAGGCUGCAGGGUUUGAACCUGUCCGCCCCGCUCACCGUCCUGCCCACCGUCACCUGCCAGAAGACCAUCAAAAUCCUGAAGGAGAAGGGCUUCGACCAGGCGCCCGUGGUGGAUGAGGCUGGGUUAAUCCUGGGCAUGGUGACUUUAGGCAACAUGUUGGCCUGUAUUCUGGCGGGGAAGAUCAAGCUGUCGGACCCCGUCAGCAAAGUUCUCUACAAGCAGUUCAAACAGAUCCGCCUGACUGAUAAUUUGGGAAAGUUAUCCCGCAUCCUGGAGACUGACCACUUUGCCCUGGUGGUGCAUGAACAGAUCCAAUACUUGACGGACGGCUCUCCGAGCCUGAAGCAGAUGGUUUUCGGGGUGGUGACGGCCGUCGACCUGCUCAACUUCGUCACGGUUCGGGAGAGGAGAGAGCGGUCCAUGUCGGAGUCCACCGACGAGCUGAACUAAAGCACACACUCGCACAUUUCUUUACAGCUACAUAACAAACGCAAUAACGAGUUUAGCAGACGGAAACGGAAUCAUGUGACGGUUUUGAUUAUAGGUUAGCUUUUUUUUCUUUUCUUUUUUUCAUGGAUUCAUUUUUUAUGUUUGAAAUUGAGUCUUAAGGAAGUAAAAUGUGUCAACUUGUGAGAGGGUUUAUUAUUAAAACGGUUGAUUAUCACUUAUAUUUGCUUGUAGUGCCGAAGGCAAAUUUUUAUUUUAAGUUUAUAACUUGGAAGCUUCUUUUUUUUUUUCUUUUUUCUUUGUACGUCUGAGAGGCGCCUUUGUGUUGCUACUUUAUUAGUCUGAGAAUUUCACGAUCAUUUGACUGCAGCCUUUAAUCAAACAUCAGAUAUAAGACACAGAACAGUGCAGACUUGAGCUCAUUUAUCAAUAUUUGACAAGUAGAGUUGCUGUAUAUAAGCAUAUUAUUAUUUCGAGUGCUCUGAACUGUGCUGCUCUUUCAUUUGUGUAUAUGUACACAUAGAACAAAUACUAUGGGACUGUAAUCAAUCACGCGCUGUUCUUUCGCUCCUUUCAACACAGUGCCUACGAUGUAACUGUAAAGUUGUCUUGACUAUUUAAUUUUAGUUGUCUGAGUUAAAAAAAUAAGUUUUGUAUGGCAUCAUAUUUUCUUUAAUGAAUGUGUAUGAUUUAAAUAAAGCUUAAAUGAAGUGAC